CUCUCUUGGAAGUCAGGAAGGCGCUUUCACGACUCGGUCGAAGGAGAGCAAGAUGUCUGCCCUGGACGUGGAGGACUUUAUUCAACAGAACCGAGCUGUGGCCGACCAGGUGGAAACGUUUCGAGGUUACUGGGAGAGUGAGAAACACUGGCAGGCCAGGAGGGAGUUCAUUCUGCGGAAUAUAAGCGAGUAUGACCAAGAGCAGCUGGACCACCUGCUCUCUCUGUCCAUGGUCUGGGCCAACAACGUCUUCCUCGGCUGCCGGUACAGCACAGAGCUCCUGGAGAAGGUGAAGGAAAUGGCUGAAGGCAUUGUGGUGGAGGAUGCACCGGUUUUUAAGACAAGAGAUGAGAUUAUGAAGAAGCAGCAGGGUCGAUGACCAGCUCAGUUGUAUUGUCUCUUCUGGUUGUAUCGGAUUGAAACUGAUGGGACUGAGCUGUUACGUACAUACAGGCUGUGCUUGUAACAUGUCAGACUGCAUUUUUGUGGUUUUUUAACCAUCCUACACUGUUUAUUAUGGAUGUGAUAAGAGGAUGAACAUUAACUCUUUUUUUAUGGAACACAGACUGGGUUUGUAGCAUUUUAACUGUAUAGUCAUUAAGAUGUUUUGGCAGUGUGGUAGUGUCACUGCUCAGCAAUCUACACAAUUGUUUCACAUUUUUUUAAAGUGUAUUCAUUGUUUCUAGUGCUGUUUUUAUAUCGGUUCAGAUGCAAGAUGACACUGGAUCCUGUCUUCAUGUCUCUGUCUGGAGCAGAAUAAAGGACUUGUGUUUUAUUCUCA
Molecule: messenger RNA, 781 nt
Organism: Lates calcarifer (barramundi perch)
Lineage: Eukaryota; Metazoa; Chordata; Actinopteri; Centropomidae
Gene: xtbd1
Product: CDKN2A interacting protein N-terminal like
Exons: 3
Coding region: 53-379 (108 amino acids)
Source: RefSeq, a predicted model, not a curated record